CUAAAUGAUAUAGGACAAUUCGAGCUUAGUUUUGGGUAAGUCUUCAGUUACGUCAUUUCCAGUCUCCGGCUUUGAUUGGACGUUACGAAGUGACAGAUACACAGUACUGCAUUGAGUAACUUGGUUUCAUUCUGAAACACAUCAGAUUAGAUAGAACUUCAUAAGGAUUUAACAUUUACAAUGCCUCCUGAGGCCAUUGAUUUCAGGCAUAAAAGGGAGAAUAUAUUAGAGUUUUUAAAAGAACCUGCAUGGACUAAAAAAGAUAUAGAUUUACUAAGAGAAAAAGUGCUCAAUGAUAAGAAAUUAAAAUCACGAACUGAUGAUGAAUUCUUACUCCGUUUUCUCCGAGCUCGAAAAUUUGAUCAAGAGAGAUCUUUUAAGAUGCUCAAAAACUAUUAUUCUACUAAGAAAAAAUAUCCAGAAGUAUUUAAGAAUUUCUCUCCCUCCUCCUCUCUGGAAGCGUUAAAGGAUAAUUUUUUAAUGUAUACGUCGGAAGUAGACUCUCGUGGAAGACAUAUUGCCAUAGGAAGAGCAAGUGCAUGGGAUGUCUCCAAAGUAUCUUUAGUUGAAAUUAUACGUAUAGCUCAUAUGUUUCUCGAAGAAGUCAUCAGAGAAGAAAUUGUUCAAAUCAAUGGAUUUAUAUUGAUUUUAGAUGCUAAAGGUCUAACGGCUCGUCACAUGUUGCAACUAACACCUAGAAUGGUGUUUACCAUAAUUAAUGUAUUUCUGGAUUCAUUUCCGGUUCGUUAUAAAGAAAUCCAUGUCAUAAAUACAUCUAGAUUGGUUGAUAUUGUAGUUGCGGCAUUUUGGCCCUUUUUACCUACAAAAUUUAAGCAAAGAAUAUCUUUUCACCAUUCUCUAGAAUCGCUUCAUUCUGCUGUUGAGGCUAGAAUUCUUCCAGUCGAAUAUGGUGGUCAAUGUGGAUCGUUUGAUAACUCCCUUUGUGUUCAGAGACUAUUGCAACAGGAAGAUUACUUGAAAGAACAAGAAAAAUUUUGGAUGCUCUUUUAAUUUAGAUUACAGAAUUUAAUCAAUUGUUAUAUAAAAUAAUGUUUAUAUAACACUUGAUUAAUAAAAAAGGAACAGAGCCGGUUUCUAAAUAUAAAAUAUAUUGGACUUGGUGAUGGACUGGCUACGGGAAAACUGUAUAUAGAGAUACAUUGAAGAUAGUGAUCCCAGGCUACAGCCUUAAUUUAAGGGACCAAUAAGUAUUUCUUAAUGCAUUGGAAACGAUUUAAAUUUAAUUAAUGCUUUAUGAAAUACAAUAAAACCUCUGAACAACAAACACUGAAGGAACAUUUAAAAUUGGCCAUUGUUUAGAGGUUAUUUUGUAUGCAUUUCAAAAAGAAACGUUACCGAAAAAACGAAGCCGUUUAAACAUGGCCGUUUUUAGGAGGUGGCCGUUAUUGGCGAUCGACUGUAUAAGGAUAUUUUUUUUUUUAUUUUAAUUAUUUAGCAUUUUAAUUUUAUUCUUAUUUUGAAGAUACAUCUACUUUUGUAAUCUCAUUUAGCGACUAGAUCAAGAUAAUAGCUACUUUUAAUUUAUAAAUGUAUAUAUAUUACGAAAGUAUACGUCAAUCGAAGGAUUAGGACUGGGAUCAUUUUUCGAUGAGCCGGCUCUAAUGUACAGUAUAUAAGAAUAUUUUAUCAUUUUAAUUUUUUUGUCAGCAACGAAGUACAUUAAGAUAAUCAAUUCUACUAUAACAAGUAGAAAUUAUUGAAUUGUCGUUGAAAAAUAUUAUUUUUUGAAACAUAAAAUUUGCAGUUUCUUUGCUAUGACCACGCGUAAAUGAUAACUGCAAUAAAAAUGUUAUAAGAAAUUCAUAAACUAUAUAUAUAUAUU
Molecule: messenger RNA, 1843 nt
Organism: Centruroides sculpturatus (bark scorpion)
Lineage: Eukaryota; Metazoa; Arthropoda; Arachnida; Scorpiones; Buthidae
Product: alpha-tocopherol transfer protein-like
Exons: 6
Coding region: 181-1011 (276 amino acids)
Cellular component (GO): membrane
Molecular function (GO): phosphatidylinositol bisphosphate binding
Source: RefSeq, a predicted model, not a curated record